UUUCACCAACUGGAAAUUACCAUCUUUUCACCAACAUUUGCAAUGGCUGGAAUUGGCAAGAAACGUGUGAAGAGAAGGACUCAUUUAAAGGAUGAUCCUGCUCGAGAGGCUUCAAUUCCCAAAUCGAUGGUCGUCCGUGCGGGUGCUUCUGAAGUUGGAAAAAGUCUUUCCCUUCUUACUCGUGAUCUUCGACACAUGAUGGAACCGCAUACAGCCGUGCGCUUGAAGGAACGUAAAGCAAAUAAACUCAAGGAUUACCUCACAAUGACCGGUCCUUUGGGAGUUUCUCAUUUGAUGGUUCUUUCUCGAAGUGAUGCAAAUGCGAAUUUACGAAUCGUUCGUGCUCCAAGAGGCCCAGCUUUACAUUUUCGUAUCCAUGAGUAUAUGCUCAACAAAGACGUUCGAAAGCUUCAAAAGACUCCCAAAUCCCCGAACGCCGAGUUUUUGACGCCUCCUCUACUCGUAAUGAACCAUUUCAAUACAAAGUCCUCCAAGGAAACUCCUCACGAAGCUUUGCUGACAGCAACAUUCCAAAAUAUGUUUCCUCCCUUGUCGCUCCAGUCAACCAACAUCAAUUCAGUAAAACGUGUGCUUCUACUCAAUAAACGUGAUGAUGGCUACAUAGAUCUUCGUCAUUACUUAAUUACCACCAAACCCGUAGGAGUCUCACGGCCGAUUAAGCGUCUUUUGAAGGGCCAAAAACAUCCUUCUGACCUUCCUGAUUUGAGUGGAGUUCGUGAUAUCUCAGACUUUGUCUUGCAUGGAGAAGGAAUGUCCGGGGUACCCAGUGAUUCUGAGGCUGAGGAAGAUGCUACAGUCGAAGUCCUUCGACCUACACCGACAAAGAUCGAAGAGAAACUUCUCAGCGAAUCUCAGCUAUUAAAACCAAAACAGCAGGCAAUCAAGUUAAUCGAGAUUGGUCCUCGUUUGACUUUGGAGUUGACAAAAGUUACCGAAGAAGCUAUGGGAGGCAAGGUCCUUUACCAUAGUCAUGUACAAAAGUCGGAGGAUGAAGUUCGUCAGCUUGACAAGUUUCAUGAGGAAAAUCGUUAUCUCAAAGAAAAAAGGAAAAGAGAACAAGAGCAAAAUGUUCAUCGUAAGCAGGAUAAGAAGAAGAAAAAAUCAAAGAAGAAUCAACCUUCAGAUGAGCAUUCUGGAUCUGAAGCUAGUGAAGGUGGUGAAGAAGAAACUGCAGAAGGUCAUACUGCAGAUGUUUAAUUAAAAAUAAUUUUGGUUUUGGCACACGGUAAACAUUAGAAAAUGGAAAAAGUUUUGGGUUUUAUAUUUAUAGGAAAAGUCAGGACAAAUAAAUAAGAGUUUGUUUUUUAGUUUUGAAUA
Schizosaccharomyces cryophilus OY26 is the source of this 1338-nucleotide messenger RNA. Its product is annotated as RNA-binding protein. Gene Ontology annotation, cellular component: preribosome, large subunit precursor. Gene Ontology annotation, molecular function: rRNA binding. NCBI's taxonomy places the organism in Eukaryota, Fungi, Ascomycota, Schizosaccharomycetes, Schizosaccharomycetales, Schizosaccharomycetaceae. The transcript is spliced from 4 exons. The coding region runs from base 43 to 1218 and encodes 391 amino acids. The record is from RefSeq and is a predicted model, not a curated record. Gene Ontology annotation, biological process: ribosomal large subunit assembly; rRNA processing.